AUGGGUUCGCGUGAUUGUGAUCUCUGUAGAAAAUUUGAGUCAGGUAGUUCAAAAAGGAAACGAGCUAUCAAAAAAAAGCAGGUGCCGCCGCGAUCAAAAAGUAAAAUCAGUGAGGAUGAAUUAACUACAUCAUUGUCUCUUAGGUCACCGGUGCCACCAUCAACGCUAUCCAGUCAAGAACACGAAUCUGAGCCAGAUUCUAUGUCUACAUCCAUGACUGCUGGAAUGGAAAGUUUGAAUCAAAAUUACUGCGGUUUGUGGCCCAUAACAAUUACUGAUGUAGACCGAACUGAGAUUGUAUUAAAAAAGAUUCGAGUGAGACAAGCGGCAACUUUAUAG
Messenger RNA from Pieris macdunnoughi, 339 nucleotides. Lineage: Eukaryota; Metazoa; Arthropoda; Insecta; Lepidoptera; Pieridae. The record is from the annotation of a GenBank genome assembly.